Symbiodinium pilosum is the source of this 1200-nucleotide messenger RNA. The record is from the annotation of a GenBank genome assembly. Lineage: Eukaryota; Dinophyceae; Suessiales; Symbiodiniaceae.
AUGGGGGUCGUGGCUCUGACCAGUACACUGGGCAAUGUUGUCGAAGCCAGCCGCCAAAUGCGAACAAAGUCUACACACACUGUGCAGAGCAUCUGCGAGCGCGUUCUCGCAUCUGAGCUUGUGCCUUUCGAGGCCACUAAGAUGACCUUCCAGGGACAGGAACUGGAAGGACGUCAACAGCUUGGCUUCUACAGAAUGACACAGGGCAGCGCCCUGAAUGUACAUGUCGAGAUCUCGAAGGAGCUUCUUUGCCAUCAGAUGUCAGGUCUCCUGAAAGAACGUGGCCUGUCACUCACGGAGCUGGGAGAUCUGUACUGUUACAGGUAUGGGGCACCCGCUCGCCGUGCCCUGGAACUCCUUGGCUUGCGAUGCACGUUAAAAGAAUUUCUGGCAUCCGCCCCCGAGUACUUCCAUAUUGUGUCUGGCUGCAUCACCUCGAAAGCUCUCCCGCCUGCUGGACAGCUUGUGACAGGUGAUUUAAACCAGCGUUACCUUCAGCUGGACACCAGAAUCGCUGAAUGCAAGUCGGUGAAGGAUGCGUCAGCUGCCCUGGAGCAAGUUGUACGAUCUGUUGAAGGCACUUCAUUGACAGUUGGGCGAGCCAUCUUUCUUGGGUCUGUGGCCCGCGGCACAGCCAUCGAAGGAAAUGCUGAUGCGAAGGCCGUCCUUCUGCUCAAGGGCAUGGCUGCCGCUGACCGCCAAAAGUGGUUGCUAUCGUCGCUGACCAUGUUGGCCGCAGCUCUGAGCAAGGACUUUGGCGAGGGGGCCCAGGUCUCGGUUGCAGAUGAUGCUGUCCAUGUCCGCUUUACAGGAGCUUCGGUGGAGGUGGUUCUGGAUGCAAUUGGAGGCCCUGUGGCCUUGGCCGCUGACCGCAGCGCCAGGGUCUUCGAGAAGCUUCCACCCGCUGUGAAGGUUACCAUGCGGCUCAUGAAGUGGUGGCGCAAUCAGCAACAGUGGUCCAGCGAUGAGGAGCGCCCCUGCGACCUCUUCCUGGAGAAAAUCAUCGCCUCCACGGCCGCGCAUGUGCCAUCGGAUCAGGCAGCUGCCGUCGCUACAGCCUUGAACGUCUUGGCAUCCUUGGAGCAACUGAAGGUGAUGGACCCCAUGGAUUCCACCGUGAACUUGGCUGACUCCAAGAACUUCAACUACAAGCAGCUUGUGCAGUUGGCCUCGCAGUCGGCAGGUCGCUUGAUGCAGUGA